Molecule: messenger RNA, 2817 nt
Organism: Betta splendens (Siamese fighting fish)
Lineage: Eukaryota; Metazoa; Chordata; Actinopteri; Anabantiformes; Osphronemidae
Gene: dnaja2b
Product: DnaJ heat shock protein family (Hsp40) member A2b
Exons: 9
Coding region: 141-1379 (412 amino acids)
Biological process (GO): protein refolding; response to heat
Cellular component (GO): cytosol; cytoplasm
Molecular function (GO): ATP binding; Hsp70 protein binding
Source: RefSeq, a predicted model, not a curated record
AAAUUUGGUAUCUCUUCUCAAGUGGGUGUUUAUGUGUGUCGUGUUAUCCGGCAACCCUCGGACAGCCCCAGCCGGUGGAUCGUCGCCUCCUCUGAGCUGAACCUCCGCAGAAGGUCUUUCUGUGGUAGCCGGUUAGCGUCAUGGCGAACGUUGCGGAUACCAAGCUAUACGACAUCCUCGGAGUUUCUCCAUCUGCCUCUGAAAAUGAACUUAAAAAGGCGUACCGCAAAUUGGCCAAAGAGUACCAUCCUGACAAGAACCCCGAUGCUGGAGACAAGUUUAAGGAGAUAAGUUUUGCAUAUGAGGUACUGACAAACCCAGAAAAGAAGGAACUUUAUGAUCGCUAUGGAGAACAGGGUCUGCGAGAGGGAGGAGGUGGAGGGCCUGGCAUGGACGAUAUCUUUUCUCACAUUUUUGGUGGAGGACUAUUUGGUUUUAUGGGUGGACAGGGCAGAGGACGCAAUGGAGGCAGGAGGAGAGGGGAAGAUAUGGUACAUCCUCUGAAAGUUUCUCUUGAAGACCUUUAUAAUGGGAAAACAACCAAACUGCAGCUCAGUAAGAAUGUGCUGUGUAGUGCUUGCAAUGGUCAGGGUGGUAAAACAGGAGCUGUGCAAAAGUGUGUGACAUGCAGAGGACGAGGUAUGAGAAUCAUGAUUAGACAGCUGGCCCCUGGGAUGGUUCAACAGAUGCAGUCAGUCUGUACAGACUGCAACGGAGAGGGUGAAGUGAUAAAUGAGAAGGAUCGCUGCAAAAAGUGUGAGGGUCAUAAGGUGAGCAAGGAAACUAAGCUUCUGGAAGUCCAUGUAGACAAAGGCAUGAAACAUGGACAAAAGAUCACGUUUUCUGGGGAAGCUGACCAAGCACCGGGCGUAGAACCGGGAGACAUAGUCCUGGUGCUUCAAGAGAAAGAGCACGAGGAAUUCCGGCGUGAUGGCAGUGACCUUCACAUGGUCCAACGUAUUGGCCUGGUGGAAGCUCUGUGUGGGUUUCAGAUUACUAUCACUCACCUAGAUGGUCGCCAGCUGCUUGUCAAAUACCCACCUGGCAAGGUUAUUGAGCCAGGCUGCAUUCGAAUGGUGAAGGGGGAGGGCAUGCCUCAAUACAGAAACCCAUUUGAGAAAGGAGACCUCUACAUCAAGUUUGAUGUCCAGUUCCCUGAAAACAACUGGAUUAGCCCUGAAAAACUGAAUGAUCUCGAGUGCUUGCUGCCUGCUCGUGGUGAGAAUCCAGUUAUCACAGCUGAUGCAGAGGAAGUUGACCUGACAGAUUUUGACAAGAGUCAAGGCACAGGAGGUGGAGCCAGACGAGAGGCCUACAACGAUAGUUCUGAUGAAGAAGGGGGCCAUCACGGCCCGGGGGUGCAGUGUGCCCACCAAUAGACUCGAGCAUAAAGACAUGCAUACACAAGCAUAAAACAUCCCUUGAGUGUCAUUGCUAAUACCAUUCAAGACUUAAUGCACAUACACGCACAUAUCUCUUCUUUUGUGAUUCCAUAAAACAAGAGAUAUACAUACAUAUAAACUUAUAUCCACCCAGCACAGUUUCAGUGUGCCCAUAAGUCAGUUUUAUGCUGGAUGAUUGAUGACCAUUUUUAUGUCUUUGGGCGAUAGUGUUCAUUAAAACCUCCAGCAAGAAAGUAGCUUCAUUCUCAGAGGUUAACUGACUAACCUAGAUCUGGAACUUCCUGUUUCCAUCCUAGGCUUUUACCUGUCACUGUGGGGAAACACCAGUCUAGUGUAAAAAUGCAAAUAUUGUUGACUUGUAUGAGGUGUAGUUUAGUCUCGCACAAAGCGCAUGCUGCUUCUUGCCGAAGAUCUAACACUUGUAGAUCUAGGGUCUGGACACAUCCAACAAAUCUGAUGCCACUUGUUUAAAUUUCAUAAUGUCAAUGCUAUCAAAGUGCCGUGCUGUCAUAAAAGCUGACCUGAUUGCAGCCCUGAAAGACUGUUCUCUGCACAACCUGCUGAGACCUGCACAUGUUUAAUCCACCUCGUCCUCUAUGAUCGACUGUCAUAUUUUAAAAAUGAGCCUGCUGGUUUUGUUUAGUGCUCUGCUGUCACAUUGCUAGAAUAUUAAAGCCCUGAGUAUAACACCAUGUUUUUUUGUUUGGAAAUGUUUGUUGGUUAAAUCGUUAGUAUGUUCAAGAGCACAGAACUUGAACUUGUGUUUUCAUUUAGUUCACACAUUCGUGUUCUUUCUGUGUGUAUGUGUGCAAUGCAGUGGCCCUGUGUGCGAGCUGCUGUGGAAUGUUCUGGCUUAUUGGUGUGACAGGUAUCCCUGCUUUGUGUUGGAGUGCAGUGCAAGUGGACACUAUAUAAGGUCAACUAAAGGGGGAAAAAAACUGAAUGUUGCUGAGAAUCUCUUCUAGGCACACUAUUUCUCCUUUAUUCACCAGAACUGGAGGGUCCUUUUCUCUUGCAGGAAACCAGUGGACCUGCUGUAUUAUACAUCUGUUCCCAUUGUAGAGUUGUUAGCCAAACCUAUGUUACAAAAUACCCAUCCCUCAUACACCUGUAAAUAAACGCAGCCCCCAGUCCACAGGUGCAUGCAGAGUCUACAGCAGUGUUCUCCUGUUGUCAUGUUUCUUACACAAGUGAAUAAUGGCUGUUGGUGCCAAUAUAUUAAUGUUACUACACAGGAGAGUCAAUGGAACCUCUGUAGACUGCUAACAUGCGACCUUGUGACUUGAUAUGUAUGUAAUUUAGACCGCGGGAUAAUGUGUACACAAGUUAAAGGGGUCAUUGAUAAAUGACAUUACUGUUGAUGCUUCUGUUUGUCAAGAUGAUAAUUAAACUGUAUAAUAAACAGUCACUACGA